This is a messenger RNA of Trypanosoma theileri, 852 nucleotides long. RefSeq lists its product as uncharacterized. The record is from RefSeq and is a predicted model, not a curated record. Lineage: Eukaryota; Euglenozoa; Kinetoplastea; Trypanosomatida; Trypanosomatidae. The transcript has a single exon. Bases 1 to 852 code for a protein of 283 amino acids.
AUGUCUACCGUCCUUUGCGCCACCUCUGUACGUUCUAUUAUUCGAAAAUCCGCCAUUGUACCGGCGUUAGGAUGGUCUUGGUGUAAUUUCUGGAAUCCCCAACUCACAGCGCGUCGAUUUCAGGCUAGUGAUCAGUUUCACCGUUAUCUGCAUAAUCCACAUAUUGUACAACCAGAUGGUGUAGACCCGCUUCCCCGUACCAAGGGUGACCAGCAGCAGUGGCUCAAUACCGAACAAUGGGAUGGCUACAGUGACACAUAUUUACAGCGACACAUGCAGUACCCUCCAACUAAUGAACAUCCUAAUGUCAAGCUAAACUCUAGCCACACCCUUCUUUAUAAAUGUUUAAAUAGUUGUUAUAGGUACUAUGGUGUGCUUGCAGAUGAGCUACAAGCGCUUCAUGAGGAUCCACUUCACCCAAGGUUUCAUGAAAAGAUUGCCCACGUAAAGAAAGAAAGUGAAAAAAUUGCUGAGGAGUUAGACCGUGUAUAUGCCGACUUACAUCCUACCGUGAAAUCUAUUUAUGAUGCUUAUUUGGUCCGCCGGUACUAUCAGUUAAGGGAUUGGAUUAAGCAUGUGGAGCAGAAACGACACAACGUCUUAUGUCGACUAUCUCCAGAGUACAUUAGAGAGACAGAGCAUGCUCGAGGUGUGGCCGCACACUUUUUACAUCGCCUUCAACAACUUGAAACGGCUUUCACAAACAACCCAACCUUAGGACUAUUGGCUGAUGAAGGGGAUGGACGGUACACACAUGAUGAAAUAGUGAUGUUGCGGCAAAAGGCAGCGUACUUCCGCAAAAUGCAUCAAUUGGGGGCCAAUCAACAAGAUGCCGAUGUGCACACAUACUAG